AUGGGAUCAAGUUGUAAGUCGAAACCAAUGCGUAAUCAUAUUCAUUACAAUACUUAUUUGUGUGCAUCUACACAACUAGAGAAGCCGAUAGUGUAACAGUAAUAUUCGGAGGAUGAGAUUGUGUAGGAUUCCGUUUCUUCGUGUGAUUACGAAAAAGAGAGAAGUGACACUAAAUCCUUUGUUCUACGUUCUCCAGAUGUUUCUUUGAAUUCGCCCACUUAAAACAAUUCUGUUGUAAUAUCGAAAUUACACAUCACAUCAGAUGACUUUGUAAAACUUCGAAACCGCAACUAUUUGGAUUAUUAUUCAAAUGAAAGGUUGUUGGGAGUAGGCAGUUAUGGUAAAGUGUAUUUGGUGAGGAACAAAUUGACAAGUAGAGUUGAGUUUAAAAUGUUAGAUUAACUGAGAGCAAUGAAAUAAGUGAAGAGGAAACAGAGCGUGGCAUCCAGGAAGUGUUUGAGAGAGAUGGAGAUUUUGGAGAAACUGGAUCAUCCCUUUAUAGUGAAGGCUUUGGAAGUGUUUCAAGAUGAUCAAAAUUACAAUAUGAUUAUUGAGUAACAUUAAUUAUCAAAUUUAGAUUCAUAUCAGGAAUCGAUUUGUAAGAGGAUAUAUCCAAUGGGAAAUUUACAGAAGAGAAGGCGGCCAAAAUUAUGAAUCAGUUAUUAUUAGCUAUUAGUUACAUACAUCAUUAAGGAGUGGUACACAGGGACGUAAAACCAGAAAAUAUCUUGUAUCAAUACAACAAUGGGAAUGACUGGAUUAAAUUGAUAGACUUUGGAAUAUCAGCCAAAAUAAGAAAGAAUAAAAAGUUAAGUUCUUAAUUGGGAUCGGUAAGCAAUCCUGUAAAUUUAGAUGUACUUCAUGGCUCCAGAGAUAUUUCAGAAGGAUUACGGCAAGUAAAUAGACAUUUGGGCAUGUGGAGUGACUCUCUUUUAUAUGGUUCAGAAACGCUAUCCUUUUAUGGGCAAAACGGAUCAAGAAAUGAAGAAUGCCAUUAUGAGUGGUCACUUCACUUUGGAUCAAGGCAUCAGUCCAGAGUUGAAGAGUCUCUUGGGCAAAAUGUUAUAAGUAAAUCCCAACAAGCGUAUUACAGCUUAGUAAGCCUUGCAUGAAGAUUGGUUUGCCAAGUUUAAUUAAGGCUUUCAAUUAAAUUAAUCAGUAUUUGUUUAUUUGAAAUCCAUAGGUAAUUCAAAAAUUAUUGAAUUACAACAGCACUUCCCUCUUUGAAGAACUCAUUUUUUCUUUGAUUACUUACUACGGUUAAAAUUCAGAUGACUCAGGAUAAGCCCUCUAAACAUUUCUAUGUUUGGAUAGGGAUUAGGAUGGGUAGAUCUCCAAAUAAGAACUAAAACAAACUAUUAAGAGUUACAAUCUGAAUAUAGAAAAUCAAUCUAGACUUAUCGACAAUCUAUACUCCAGUCUUAAUAAACAAUAGGAUGAUACAUUAACUUAUAAAGGUUUGUAUUUUUAUAUAAUUAAUAGAAUUUUUGGCUGCAUCAGUGGCAAGUGAGAAAAUCCAGACCAGAAAAUGCUAGAAAUUGUGUUUUUAAUUGAUUGAUGCAGAUUAGGAUGGCAAAUUUUCAGAAUCUGAUUUUUGCCAUCUUAUGGGAAGAAAAUAAGCGAAUUUGUGGCAUUUGUUGAAUCCAACAGUUAAAACCUACAUCACAGAAGAAGAAUUUUAUGGCAUGUUCAAAUAAUGA
Messenger RNA from Paramecium octaurelia, 1700 nucleotides. The record is from the annotation of a GenBank genome assembly. Lineage: Eukaryota; Ciliophora; Oligohymenophorea; Peniculida; Parameciidae.